AUGUCCAUAUCUCCUCCCCGCACCCCAGGUGAGGACCGCCUUUCAGCCCAAUUCACCGCCGUAAAGUCGACCACGCCGACCUCCGAUACCUCUUCCAUCAUCGACGAUGUCUCUUUUGACUACGUUUGGGACAAGCAGGGCAAUUUCAUUCGUAAAUCAAAAGACGAAAUGUCUCCAAAACCCGACCUCGGUUCAAAUCCAUCAUCGCCGCCCACACCUCCGGAAUCACCUUCUCAACCCGAACCUGUUCCCAAACCACCGUCUCCAGAUAUCCUGGACUCCCCAUUAACCAAGGGACCGCUUUCUCGGUCAGAAAGCGCGUAUCCGAUUCUCACAGGGUCUGGCGCUGGUGCUGCUUCCACGCAGACUGACAUGCCUGUGAGGCUCUUUCAACGGGUCGCGUCUGGCCCCGCAAUUGCCAUGGCAUCUAAUCUGCCUCCAACAACCUCGACUGUACAAUCUAAGCCACGCAUAGUGGCACGGCGUGUAACAAUGGAAGAUGGGCGCGAUAGACAGGAAUCUGUUGCCUCCUCGCGGUCGCGUCAAACAUUAGACUCGAAUGCACCAAAUUACGCCCUCAUAGAAGAGAAGGAAAACAUCAGCGAUGCCGACGAGAUCCCUCAUGCGGAAAUCCAGAGAGCAUCCAUUGCCACGAAGAUGCGGAGCUCGCCACCGCUGGUGACACGCUCCAUGUCGUCAGCUAGCUCACGCGUCCCUGCUGCCCGCGCAGCAUACCUGGCAAACGGUGCGAGCAGCCUGGGCGGCAAACCACUAGCUGAUGUCCCUGUUCCCCAAAGGACACAGUACUCGCGCCCAAAUUUGGCCGGAACGCGUGCAGGGCGUAUAAUGAAAACGACUUCCGGUGCUAAAUACGUUAGCUCAUCGACAGCGGCAAAUUUUGACCGGAUUUCCGAGCUCGAGGCUAGUGAUAACGAGAAUGCUGGAAGUCGCUACUGUCCGAAGGUUUCCGUGGGGGGAGAAGAUACCGAACCAGAGGAUGAGCCUGCACGCGUUGCUGUGGACCCUGCCAUGAUCCCCUUACCUGCAGCAUCAAUUCCUUCCUCGAUGGCGCCUGUAGGUAUGGUGCGCUCCAGGACACAAUUAAACGUCAAUACCGGUGCAUCUAGCUCGUCUCUGUCAGUAGCUGGAAGCAACCGUCCUAGGAGAUCAGCUAGUUUGAGUGAAGCGGGUUUAAACAACGAUGAAUACCAGCUGCAACUACAGCAGCAAUAUCAAAACCCGCACUCACGACCGGGGACCAGCCUCGGCCUAAAUGGCGAACCUGCAGUAGGAGCGCGGAGAAUUGCUGCGCAACAACGAGAGAAGCAGGGCGCGGAAGCCCGAGCUAUCAAUCAGAAAUACCUUGCGGAAGCCCCGGAACGUCGUGAACACGAAGUACGCCAGCAGCAGUUAUCACGUCAGUCACCUUCUCCUACCCACAGCCAACAUGCACCGUCCUCGAAACCUGUUCUUGGACACAAGCGACGAGACUCAGACACGUUGCGUAUGGCACCACCACCUUUGUCCGCUACUAUUAUGACUGGCUCUCCCACCGUCGUUGAACAUCAACGCGCGUCACCGCCACUUUCAUCCCGUCUGCAAGUGCGAAAUUCGCCUCCAAAUGGCAAAGGUCGUAUAUCUCCGAUAAGCAAAGGUCGUGCAUCUCCCCCAGCAGCUACGAAAGGGCGCGUUUCGCCGCCCACGGCAAAAGGUCGUCUGUCUCCUAAUCCUGUUGUGGCAAAGGAGCUGGCGAAACAUCGACGAAGUCCAACUGCACCUGAAUCCCGGAACCUGGAAGUUGCUCCAGAAAAGUCUCAGCCUGUGGGCAAGACGUGGGCAGCUGCCGAUAGAAGGGAUAGUAACGAAGAGUUCGAAUUUGCAGUUCCAGCUCUCCCUGCAGGCAGAGAACGCGAAAGGGAAAGACAACAAGACAGAGAACGAGAAAGAGAGUACCAGCCAGACAAUCGAGACAGGGAGCGACGGAGUCACCAACCACAAUUGUCGUUGCCGCAAUACCCCCAGUCGGCUCCGUCGAUUGCAGGCUCGUCUUCUCAGGCUUCCAAUCUUCAAGCUCCAAAUUUACCAGGCAGCAGGCAUAUGGUGGUGAAUAAAAAAGCGUAUGCUCGACUGGAUAUGAUUGGAAAAGGAGGUUCCUCACGCGUCUAUCGCGUCCUGAGUGCUCAAAAUGAGCUAUACGCUGUCAAACGUGUGUCUCUGGACAAGACCGACGCGGAAACAAUGAGCGGUUAUAUGAAUGAAAUUGCGCUGCUCAAACGCCUCGAUGGGAACAGAAGGAUUAUCAGGUUGAUUGACAGCGAGUUGAAGCCGGGCAUUCACGGGGGCAAAGGGCAUCUAUUGCUUGUGAUGGAGUGCGGAGAGAUUGACCUGGCGAAGCUUUUGGCUGACCAGAUGAAGGAAAAAGUCAGCAUGAUCUGGGUGGCAUAUUAUUGGCAGCAGAUGCUCGAGGCGGUACAAGUAAUUCAUGAGGAGAAGAUUGUACACUCUGAUCUGAAACCUGCUAACUUCGUGUUGGUACGAGGCCAGCUGAAACUCAUUGAUUUUGGGAUUGCCAACGCCAUUGCCAAUGACACGACUAACAUUCAACGAGACCACCAGAUUGGUACUGUGAAUUAUAUGAGUCCUGAGGCAAUCGAACUGCCCGACGGAAUGCGUAGACUUAAAGUGGGCAGAGCUUCGGACGUCUGGUCAUUAGGCUGCAUCCUGUACCAGAUGGUCUAUGGUCACCCGCCGUUCCAACAUCUUUCCGUUUACCAGAAGAUGAAAGCCAUCCCGGAUUCAUCCUACGAUAUUGACUAUCCAGAAUUCACUACACCUACUGUCGCACCUUCUCGAAACUCCAAUGGCGGUGCAAACGAUGCAGUGGAACCACCAACGAAGCUAGAGCAUUUAAAACAGAAAGUUAGACCGGAUGUGAUCGAGACGAUGAAAAAGUGUUUGUGUAGGAAUCCUAAAGAUCGCGCUGACAUUACCAAUGAUUUGCUCAAGGACGGGUGGUUGACGAUGCAGAGUGUAGAACCCUCACCUCCGAACUUGAAGGAACUCUUGCAAGAGGAUGAGACCGUGAUUGACCCGCAUUAUAUGAGCCAGCUGUUGGUUUACGGAAUCAAGUUGGCCGAGUCGUCGCCCGAUCCAUCUCAAGAAUAUUUGCUGUCGGAAGCCAAGCGAUUGGUUCAGGAGCUACGAGCAAUACGCCAUCAGUAA
This is a messenger RNA of Psilocybe cubensis, 3222 nucleotides long. RefSeq lists its product as uncharacterized. The transcript has 10 exons. Gene Ontology annotation, biological process: peptidyl-serine phosphorylation; meiotic spindle assembly checkpoint signaling; chromosome segregation. The record is from RefSeq and is a predicted model, not a curated record. Bases 1 to 3222 code for a protein of 1073 amino acids. Lineage: Eukaryota; Fungi; Basidiomycota; Agaricomycetes; Agaricales; Agrocybaceae. Gene Ontology annotation, molecular function: protein serine/threonine/tyrosine kinase activity; ATP binding; protein serine/threonine kinase activity. Gene Ontology annotation, cellular component: nucleus; spindle; kinetochore.